GGGGCAAAAACAGACAGAGACACAGCAGAAGGCUGGAGUCAUCAGCGGGCCGACGGGAGGGGAGCGCAUGGGUCCUGCACGCAAAGCAGAAAAGCGCUGAAGCUGAGAUUUACUUUGGUUCCGAUCCCUGCAGCCAACGGCGGGCGAGAGGAGGGGUGUGCGUGUUUGACAGCCAAAAGAACUACGGAACAUUCAACUCAGAAAGAGAUUUUGUGGUUAAUCGCGUUGGUCCCGUGGUGUUUUUUUUUUUCGUCUUCUUCAACUGUUGAUGGUGAGAUGAAACCAAGACCCUCGGCGCGCCUGGCACUUAGGGUAUCCACAGAGGGGGACGCACAGCGUAUCACCGCCGAGACGCGCCGAGAGAGGAGGAGAAAUAUCAGCUUGGAGUUCUGCAAAUGGAUAUAAAAUGUCACACAUUUCCAGAGACACGUCAGUGGUGAUUGUCAGUCAUUUUCAUCUUCUCGACUAAUGCGGCUGAUUGGCCGCGCUUUCCUCCUGUGCGCAGAAACUCCAGCGUGCUGCGGUUUUUGUUGGUUUUGCGCUUUUUGGAGGGGAUGCUCCCUGGCUCAGUCUGGCUUUCUCCGCGCGCAUGAAGCUCCUGUGCAGGAUGUUACAGUCUAAGCGGCCCAGGCAUCAUUGGGCCACCGUGCAUUACCACCACCACAUAUCGCCACAUAGCCGGGGGUCCUGCUCUGUCUAGGAAUUACCCGCCGACCAGCCUCUGCUCUCGUCGGGGGGGAGCGAACGGAAUCAUAUCUGAGUUUCUCGGUGAACAUUGACAUUGGCUUUGCGAGUCUUACCUCUGGGUUACUAUGCAAUUACAACUGAUCUCCUUUCUUUUGAUCAUCUUGCAUUUCAUGGAUUACACUGGUUGUCAGCAGCACAGCAGCUCCAGGCACCGGCAACAUAAACUGAUGUCGGGCGGGAGCUCGGGGUGCCAGCAGGGCGGCUGUCUGACCUGCUCCGACUACAACGGCUGCCUGUCCUGCAGGCCGCGCUUCUUCAUGCACUUGGAGCGGAUCGGGAUGAAGCAGAUCGGCGUGUGCCUGACCUCGUGUCCCCUGGGCUUCUACGGCACGCGCUCGCCGGAGCGAAACACCUGCACCAAGUGCCGGUUGGAGUGCGACUCCUGCUUCAACAAGAACUUCUGCACGCGCUGCCGCUCGGGCUUCUACCUGCACCUGGGCCGGUGCCUGGAGAGCUGCCCCGAGGGGCUGGUCCGCAGCGACGCGCAGAGGGAGUGCGUGCCCAGCUGCCCCGCGGAAUGCGAGUCGUGCGCGAACAGCGAAACGUGCGCGCAGUGCCGGCCGGGCCUGUACCAGCUCAGCGGGAGGUGCCACCACGUGUGCCCAGACGACUAUGAGCCCAGCGACAAGCUCAUGGAGUGCGUAGCACAAGUGCACUGUGAGGUGGGGGAGUGGGGCGAGUGGAGCCCCUGCUCUCGGUCCGGCAGAACCUGCGGCUUCAAGCGGGGCCAGGAGAUCCGCACGCGACAGGUCCUCCAGUACCCGUCGCCCUUCGGCAAACCCUGCCCCGAGAUCUCGGAGGUCAAGGAGUGCCUGGUGAAAAGGCGGAAGUGUCCAGGACGAAAAAAGAUCGAGCGAAAAGAACGGAGAAAUCGCAACAACCGCAAGGAUAAGGAGAACCCAGAGGGUCGAAGGGAGAGGAAGAGGGAGAGGGAGCGAGAGAGGGACGCGGGUGAACGCGACGACCCUGACAACACGAACAAAACAGAGCACAGGCAGCGCAGAGGCCAUGAAACAGAACCCGUGUCUACUGAUGACGGCCUUGUACAGUAGUGCUCCAGCGCCUCCCCGGGCUCCUUCCUCCUCUAAAAUGCCCCUCCUCACCCACCGUUCGCCCCCUUCGACCCCUGUCCGCAGGGGUGUUGCUGCUACAGUACCUGUAUGAUUUGAAUAUACUGUUUGUGCACAAAUGGGAUGGGGCACAUUCAGCCUCAAGACUUCGGCCCCCGCGGCCCCUCAGACGCUUUGGUUUUCAGCCCCAGAGCCUCUGCUACUUCAAUUCCUGCAACUGCUGUUGCACCUGAACAGCAAAGAGAAGUGGCUGCGUGGAGGAGCGUCAGGCCGACGGACCUGCAGGCAAAGACAUUACCCUUCGUGCUUGUUGACACGGUUAUUUAACAGGGCCCCGCUCGGUACAGCAUUGUGCGUCUUGUUGUUUGAAUGUAGAAUUUGCAACAUUAUGUAGAACAGUUGUUUAUUAUUGUUGUCUCUGUUCUUUAGAUCUCUUUAUUUUAUUUGGUGCAAAAUCUGUAAAAAAAAAAAUCUAAAAUGAGUUUGCUCUCGUCAUCUUGUGAUAUCUGACUACAGACUGACUGACUGAGAGAAGCUAAUAAGGAGAACCUGCACGCUGUCAAUCAAAGGAGUUACAACAGCAUAUGUUCUGUAUGUCCUGGACAAAAGCUUUAUCUGCAUGAAGUGAGAAACCACAUCGACCGGAAUCAGUCCUCGCAGUAAAGCUCCAAAGGAACCAAAGGCACCUGUAUGUCAAAUAAAACUAUAAUGGAUUUGUAACUGCGUCUGUCAUGCAUUAAUCAAAUGAAACCACUCGCAACAAUUUAUAAGCUGCUAUUUAUUGUCCAAAGGUCGCCACGAUCUUAUCUGGGUGCAAAGUGUAGCAGCUGUAAUAUGUGUAAUAUGCAAACCAGUGUAACAACUUCUAGAUCGAUCUUAAGAAUAUAUGUUUUCAAUUGAACGAGCUCACGUGGACAAUCUGAAUCAUUAAUGCCAAGUUGUCCAGCUGUACCACCACUAAAGCAGACUAUUUCAUAAAUGAUAAUUGAGUAACGAUCACUUUGAUUUCUAUCGGCCUGACCGUGGUUCCAAGUAUUCAGUCUCAGAUUCAUCUGUACGCUGUCAAAUGGAAUUAUUUUUGUAUGACGAAAGAAAAUUAAAUAAAACACAUUUUUAAAGCUGAACUGUUUAUUAAGGGAGUGCUAAUGUUGCUCACCAGUAACAUCUUCUUGCAUCAACAGGUGUUACAGUAUUUCCUCCUAAUGCAAACAGCAGUUAAAUCCACAAUGGACUGUACAUGAAAAUAUGAUCUUUGAAAUUUGACAUUUUCAAAAUAUAGAUAGGAGUCACAGUACAGUAUCUACACAGACUUAUAAGUGCAAAAAUAGGCCAUGUUUGAAGAGGGGAGACCUCGAAACAUUAGCGAUCAAGGCCAAAAAUCAAGAUGUCUGAAAAUGACCCUACUGCUCGAAAAAAAGCGAGAGGAAA
This is a messenger RNA of Betta splendens (Siamese fighting fish), 3245 nucleotides long. It is a transcript of the gene rspo3, whose product is annotated as R-spondin 3. The coding region runs from base 813 to 1799 and encodes 328 amino acids. The record is from RefSeq and is a predicted model, not a curated record. The transcript is spliced from 6 exons. NCBI's taxonomy places the organism in Eukaryota, Metazoa, Chordata, Actinopteri, Anabantiformes, Osphronemidae.